Messenger RNA from Emericellopsis atlantica, 1905 nucleotides. RefSeq names its product CFEM domain-containing protein. The coding region runs from base 1 to 1419 and encodes 472 amino acids. The record is from RefSeq and is a predicted model, not a curated record. The transcript is spliced from 5 exons. NCBI's taxonomy places the organism in Eukaryota, Fungi, Ascomycota, Sordariomycetes, Hypocreales, Bionectriaceae.
AUGCUUCUAUUUUGGAUGCUUCUACUCUUCGUGGCGACAUUACCCACGGCUCUUUGUCAAGGGACACCGGAUGUGGCCGCGGUCUUGGACGAAUAUCCCAAAUGUGCUCAAGGUUGUAUCGUUGAUGCAUUCUUCUCGGGCAUAUGCGGGCCAACGGACUGGUUGUGUAUUUGCACGGACCAGGAUUUCCAAGGGCUGGCCAUGUCUUGCGUCGCGAAAUCAUGCACUAUCCCGGAAACCCUGAACACACAGAAUAUCACGGCCACCAAUUGCUUCGCUCCGGUCCGGGACAACUCCCACCAGCACGUGGUUUUGACCAUUGCCAUGGUCACAAUGUCCGCCGUGUUUUUCUCCAUUCGGUUUUUCUACAAGAUCUUUCUACGAAUUGGAUUCGGCCUCGACGACUACCUGAUACUAGCUAGCUUCCUCGUCACUAUCCCCUCUGCUUAUAUCACGCUUGCUGGUACAACGAAGCACGGUCUCGGGAGAGACAUCUGGACAGUCUCCCAUGAGAACAUCAACACCAUGCUCAAGUACUUCUAUAGUUCGGUGAGCCUUUACUUUCUAGAGGCUGGCCUCAUCAAGCUGAGCUUCAUCGCCUUCUACGUACGCAUUUUCCCUCGAAAACCAACGCAGCGUCUCUUGUGGGGGACAUUCUGGUUCACAGCCGUUUGGACCCUGGUCUACAUCAUCGUCGGUAUCUUUCAAUGCCGACCUAUACGCUACUUUUGGCUGCAAUGGGACGGCUUGCAUGAAGGCAAGUGCAUAAAUGGCAACAGGCUUGCAUGGUCCCACGCAGCGAUCAACAUUACGCUUGAUCUAUGGAUGCUUGCCAUCCCACUGUGGGAGUUGCGGUCCUUGCAGCUGCACUGGAAAAAGAAGGUUGGCGUGGCAAUCAUGUUUUGUGUCGGAACUUUUGUCACUGUCGUGAGCAUCAUGCGAUUAAAGAGCCUCGUGCAUUUCGCUGCCACAAUCAACGCCACUUGGGAGAUCCACGGUAUCUCCUUUUGGUCGACUAUUGAAGUCUGUGUUGGCAUUGCAUGUGCUUGUCUACCGAGUGUGCGCCUGCUGCUCGUCAAACUCUUUCCUGUGCUGUCUGGCACAAGGCGCGCCACGGCGUAUUACGAGGACCAAAGCGGUGGAAGCGCAAAGCGAUCCAGUGGUCGGAGAAGCAGGGGCCUUGCCAUCGUCAUCGCAGAUCAAGAGAGAGGCGGGAGCAUGCCAUCCUCGGCGAGCUCCGCUGGGGAAACGUGGGUGGAUUCCAAAAGGGGCAUUGUUUACCACCAGACAUUUACCGUCAAGUACAGCGAGAAUGACGAGAGUGAACUCCGGACGCGGAGAGGCAUGGUGAAUUGUCACAACAAGUCGACGAUUACGGCCUUGAAGAACAGUGCUGCUCGCAUAUCGGUGCAUUAUUAGGUACUAAAGUACUGAACACUAUCGAAUGCAGCGAAGCUCUGGACGUCGUCGAUACACGAAGUGUGAGAGAUGUCUCCGUUGUGUCGCAGCUGUGUUUGUGAUCACCACUUGUUCCCGUCCGGUCUCAUUGACUGCGGGGGUCACUGACCUAGCUGAGGAGGGUGUGAUGUGCGAAAGGGGCAUCGUUGCAGGACACAGCUCCCUCCUCCCAUCGACCAAUAAUUGCAAAAGACACACCAUGGACGUCUCGGGUUGGCCUCAUAUCUGGGUCUUCUGCACUGGGUGGGUUGCAAUGUUCGAUGUGAACAUGUUCCAACUGACAGUGUGAUGCCUCUGAGGGGGUCGUCGGCACGUAAACUGGAUGAGUGCUUCGUCAGGGCCGUCUGCAUUGUGAAUGAAUGAUGACUCAGUCGCGAACGAAUGUCCGCGACACUCAGGCAAAUGUUGCUGCAGGUUAGAAGAACAUUAGAAUUCGACAAGACGCAA